Messenger RNA from Mycotypha africana, 1224 nucleotides. RefSeq lists its product as uncharacterized. Gene Ontology annotation, molecular function: syntaxin binding; myosin II binding; GTPase activator activity. The record is from RefSeq and is a predicted model, not a curated record. NCBI's taxonomy places the organism in Eukaryota, Fungi, Mucoromycota, Mucoromycetes, Mucorales, Mycotyphaceae. Gene Ontology annotation, cellular component: cytoplasm; plasma membrane. Bases 1 to 1224 code for a protein of 407 amino acids. Gene Ontology annotation, biological process: regulation of protein secretion; regulation of exocytosis. The transcript is spliced from 3 exons.
AUGAACAACGGAAAUGUCCACCAGAUUGAUCUCAGCGAAAUAGAAAAUAUAAGAACAGCUAAUUUUGAAGAACACCCGAUUGUCCAUGCAACAGAAGGAUCUUCAUUGAUUAAUCUACAUGUGAUCGAUUUGCUGGAAGGCAAGCUCCAGACGAUUACAGACCGAAAAUAUUCGAAUACAAAUGCCAGGGACUCGCCAUUAACAGUAGCAAAAAUCAGUACGGCUGGUUCUUCUGAAAAUUCUAAUGAACAUUCACUGAUUACCGAUAAUGGAAACAAAAGCUCCUCUACAUCGGAAAAUACAGUAAUAUCCUCUUCAAACUGUGUUCAUCAACAAAGUCGUGACGGUAACAGUUUGCAUCAUGGUACUUCAUCUUCUGUUUCGUCUUCUUCUACAGUAAUAUCCAAGCGUAUGAUAGCCAUCGGUAAAGGAGAAUACCAACGACAACAAAAUCCUCACCUGUUAAUUUGUACCUCUACAAGGAGUAUAUCUGUAUUUAUGACGGGUUACAACAUAAAACUAGUCAGCAAAGAGCUUAAUGAAACCAGCAUUGUUCAUAGCGAGGUGAUAAUCACACAACAUGGCAGUUGUCUUUGCGUAUUACUUGAUAAUGGAAGACUAGCAUUCUUGUCUUUACCACAUCUGGAACCUAUGCUUGAGAGAAGUCUACCAAAUUCUUGCUUACUCGACAGAUUAAAUGAAGCUUUCUUAACCCAAGAUGGUCGGAUUGUUUUCUGGACCGGUGAUUACGAGCUUGAACAGUACUCAGUGAUACAGAAAGCCAAUUUCCCUAUCGGAGAGUCUGUCAUUCUAUUUAAUGCACAGAAAUCAAUACCUCCCCAGAGUUGUACCUCACGCAUGCAACAAAAACCAAAAAAGUCAUGGAUAGAUGCAGUAGCAGGAGCAUUCCAGAAGGAGCCUUUAACGGUAGAGGAAUUUGAUUUGCUAAUGGGACGUAUGCCUGUAGAAGAUCCUAACGAAAUCAGAAAACAGAAAGUUGAAGCGUACAAGGCGAAAAUGAAGCAACAAGAAACGGCAGGAGAUACCGGAAACAACAGUUCUAAUGUGUUUGCGCAAUUAGGGCAAAAGAUGAAUGAACGUGGAGAAAAGUUGAAUGAGCUGGAUAAGAAAUUUCAGGAUAUGAAUGCUGCAUCUGGGGAUUUUUUGAAAGCUAUUCGCGAUUACAAUGAACGGCAGGCACGUAAGAAAUGGUGGGAGUUCUAA